This is a messenger RNA of Solanum verrucosum, 880 nucleotides long. RefSeq names its product alpha carbonic anhydrase 7-like. The transcript is spliced from 7 exons. The record is from RefSeq and is a predicted model, not a curated record. The coding region runs from base 1 to 837 and encodes 278 amino acids. Gene Ontology annotation, molecular function: zinc ion binding; carbonate dehydratase activity. Lineage: Eukaryota; Viridiplantae; Streptophyta; Magnoliopsida; Solanales; Solanaceae.
AUGGAGAAAAGAAACUACUACUCAAUUUUGAUUAUUUUUGUAUCACUCCUCUAUUUGCCAUUAUUCUUGAAUGCAACAUUGGUCCAUCAUAAUGAAAGUGAAAUUGAGGAUGAGGUGAAGUUUGAUUAUAGUGAAAGGAGUAAGAAAGGACCAAGUAAAUGGGGAGAUCUAAAUAAAGAAUGGGAAACUUGCAAGGAUGGGAAAAUGCAAUCUCCAAUUGAUAUUUCAAGUUGUAGAGUCAAAAAUAUGAGAAAAUUGGGUCACAUGAAACAUUACAAGCCUACUAAUUCUACUAUAAGAAAUCGAGGACAUGAUAUUUCAUUGCAUUGGCAUGGGGAUGCUGGAUCAAUUUUGAUGAAUGACACAAACUACCCUCUUAUACAAAUUCACUGGCAUUCACCAUCUGAACAUACUAUUAAUGGUAGAAGGUAUGCCUUGGAAUUGCAUAUGGUUCACCAGGAGCAGGUGAAUAAAAAGAUAGUUGUAAAUGCUGUCCUUUACAAAUUUGGCAAACCAGAUCCAUUUAUUUUUAUAUUGAGGGGACAUAUAUUAUCCAUGAUAGAUCAAGAAGGUGAAGAGAGGAGUUUGGGCAUGAUUAAUCCAAAGUAUAUUACUAAUAAUAUUUAUAGAGAAAGUUACUAUGAGUACAAGGGUUCACUCACUAUUCCUCCUUGCACAGAAGGUGUUACUUGGCUAGUCAACAAGAAGGUAGAAACUGUUUCAAGAUUUCAAGUGAAUUUGCUUAGAAAAGCUGUACAUGAUCAUGCUGAAAGAAAUGCAAGGCCAGUGCAACCACAUAACAAGAGAAAAAUUCAACUUUUAUUCUCCAAGCACUAGAGCAUGUCAGUGUCCACUACCUGCUUUGAGAUCCGACUAGUUC